This is a messenger RNA of Vicia faba (fava bean), 915 nucleotides long. Lineage: Eukaryota; Viridiplantae; Streptophyta; Magnoliopsida; Fabales; Fabaceae. The record is from the annotation of a GenBank genome assembly.
AUGCCUCAGAGACAUUCGAAGAACAACAACGAUCUCGCGUUCUUCACGUACGACGAGAAGCGGAAGCUUGGUUAUGGAACGCAGAAGGAGAGGUUGGGGAAGGAUUCCAUCAAACCCUUCGAUGCUUGCUCUCUCUGUCUCAAAUCCUUAAUUGAUCCCAUGAGCUGCCAAAAAGGUCAUCUUUUCUGUAAAGAGUGCAUUCUUGAGUGCUUGUUGUCUCAGAAGAAGGAUAUUCAAAGGAGGCUUGUGGCACAUUCUGCUCAGCAGAAGCAAGAAAAAGAAGAGGAAGAAGAGAAAUUAACGUUGCAGAAGGCUAAAGAGCUUGACGCAUUUGAUCAGCAGAAUCACGGUGCUGUACCACAAUACAGUGAUAGAAGCUAUAGCCGAGACAAGAAUGGUUUCCAUGGUGCAAACAGUGUGAAGGUCACUUCCUAUGAGGAGGAAGCCCUUAGGACAAUGAAGGCAUUUUGGUUACCUUCCGCUACACCAGAAGCUUCUGUUAAAGUAGAUGCUCCUUCUACCACUACUAUCUGUCCAGAAGGCAAGGAGAACCUAAAAUUAAAGACACUUUUCCCUGUCCAGUUCACUGAAGAUACUACCGAGCAGAAUAAAUCCAACGCCCUUGACCGGAGCUACGUUUGUCCUAGCUGCAAAACCACUCUCACCAACACAAUGUCACUUGUAGCCCUCAGUUCAUGUGGGCAUGUUUUUUGUAAAAAAUGUUCUGACAGAUUUAUGGCUGUCGACAAGGUUUGUCUUGUUUGCAACAAGGCGUGUAAAGAGAGACAUUUGGUGAAUCUGAAGAGGGGAGGUACAGGUUUUGCUGGUCAUGAUGAUAAUCUUGAAGCCAAAGAUUUUAAGCAUUUGGGAAGCGGCUCUGGUUUGGGGCUGGUUAGACCUGCGAUGAAAACUUAA